CACCACCACCACUCGCCAUCAUGUCCGCCGCGACGCUAUCGGCUGCGUUGCCGCCACCACGCUACGCUCCCACUGUAGAGGAUGCAGACGAUGAUGAACGCGCACAGGCGUCAACAUCCGCUCUUGCUCCAGUCACACGCAUCCCGCCAUACGGACAAAGGAGUGGGUGGAAGCCGCGAAAUCAGGAAGACUUUGCAGACGGAGGAGCAUAUCCGGAAUGCCAUAUCGCACAGUACCCACUGGAGAUGGGCAGGAAGAAGCAGGGCACGUCUGGAGGCUCCCUCGCCCUCCAAGUCGAUGGAGAAGGCAAUGUCCGCUACGAUGCCAUCGUGCAACAAGGUCGUCGCGAGGGACAGCAUGUCCAGUCGCAACACAAGGACCUCGUACCGCUCACCCAGCGCGCCGGAGCCAAGGCAUCUGACAUGCUGCCUGAUCGACCGGAUGCAGAGGCCGUCGCAGAGACUGCACAGCGAACAAGAGCUGCGCUAGAGAAGAUUGUCAACGUCAAGAUCAAGGGAGCGCAGACCAGUCACGUCGAGAAGAAGGGAGGCGACAGCUCCUUCGUGAGGUAUACACCGGGUCAACAAGGGGGCAGCGGCCAGCAACGCAUCAUCAAGAUGACAGAGCAAGUCGAAGACCCUCUAGAGCCACCUCGCUGGAAGUUCAAAAAAGUGCCCAAGGGUCCUCCCUCUCCGCCGCCACCAGUCCUCCGCUCCCCUCCUCGCAAGAUCACAGCUCAAGAACAAAAAGAUUGGGUUGUUCCCCCUUCCAUUUCCAAUUGGAAGAACAACAAGGGCUACACCAUCCCGCUCGACAAGCGAUUGGCUGCCGACGGACGAGGACUGCAGGACGUCCACAUCAACGAUGGAUUUGCGCAAUUCUCUGAAGCACUCGUCCUCGCUGAGCGACAUGCGAGGGAGGAAGUCAGGCAGCGCUCCGCUAUGCAGCAGAAAUUGGCGGCAAAGGAGAAGGCGUCAAGGGAGGAGCAUCUGCGUUUGCUGGCUCAGAGGGCAAGAGAGGAGAGGGCUGGUAUCGCUCCUUCUGCAACGCCGUCAAUGCGGGGUGGCGACGAAGAGGGCGAGGGCGAUGAGGACGGUCGCUUGGCUUCUGUGGGUGGUCCGAUUCGUUACGGCAGCGCUGGACCCUCGGCCCGCCGCAGCGUCUCCAGAUCGGACGAUGGCGACUCUGCCUCUGGCUCAGACUCAGAAGACGACGAGGACGCUCGCCAGCGCGACCGCCUACGUGCCGAGCGACGCCGUGAGCGAGAACGUGAGCUGCGCAUGUCGAACAUGGGCACCGAGCAACGAGCAAAGAUGCUCAUGCGCGAGCAGAAUCGCGACAUCUCGGAGAAGGUGGCGCUGGGCCUAGCCAAGCCCACGGCAAAGGGUGGCGAGGUGGACAGUCGACUCUUCAACCAGGAGAAGCUCAAUGCCUCUUUCGGCGACGAGGAGUCGUACAACUUGUACGACCGCUCGCUUCUCAACGGGUCGAGCGCCGCACAGGCCAUCUAUUCACGUCCGACGCAGGGUGGCUCAGAUGAGGCGUACGGUGGUGGGACGGCUGAAGGAGUGCAGGACGAGCUCAACAGAUCGGAUCGGUUCGGGCUGGGCAAGUCGAAGGCCUUCAGUGGCGCAGAGGGACAAGGCGCUGAGCCGAGAUCAGGACCUGUUCUCUUCGAGAAGGACACGUCUGCCAAUGGGUCGGCGCAGCGCACCAUCAAUGACCCCUUCCAGAUCGAUGCGUUCUUAUCGGAGGCGCAAAGGGGUGCGGCGAGUGGGAGCGGCAGCAAGAGGGAGGGACUGCAGGAGGGCGGAAGUCGUAAGAGGCAGAAGGGUGAUGACGAUUAGCUGAGCCACCUCCCCGUUGUAUCUUAAUGCCAUUCGUAGCCAAGUGCUCGCGAGUGACGGCGUGACGCGUCCCUCGGGCAUUUCUUGGCGUGCGGCGGCAGCCUGUGCACAGCCUUCGUCCAC
Messenger RNA from Jaminaea rosea, 1970 nucleotides. RefSeq lists its product as hypothetical. Gene Ontology annotation, biological process: mRNA splicing, via spliceosome. The coding region runs from base 21 to 1847 and encodes 608 amino acids. Lineage: Eukaryota; Fungi; Basidiomycota; Exobasidiomycetes; Microstromatales. The record is from RefSeq and is a predicted model, not a curated record. Gene Ontology annotation, cellular component: spliceosomal complex. The transcript has 4 exons.